Molecule: messenger RNA, 656 nt
Organism: Sphaeramia orbicularis (orbiculate cardinalfish)
Lineage: Eukaryota; Metazoa; Chordata; Actinopteri; Kurtiformes; Apogonidae
Product: bryoporin-like
Exons: 3
Coding region: 33-608 (191 amino acids)
Biological process (GO): monoatomic cation transport; pore complex assembly; cytolysis in another organism
Cellular component (GO): pore complex
Molecular function (GO): channel activity
Source: RefSeq, a predicted model, not a curated record
UGUCUCUCUCAGGUGUUCGAAGCAGAUCCAGUAUGUCGGCAGAGUCCAUGGUUGUGCCAGUGGGAUGGGGAGCAGCAGCUGCAGCUCUGGCGGCGGCCAUCGCUCUUGGUCAAGCUAUCGCUAACGCCAUUCCCACGUAUCGCCAGUGCGUCAUCUGGAUUGAAAAUCAGUGCAAAGACCGCACCCUCAGUAAUCCCAGAAACUAUGAAGACUAUGGACAUUGUAGCGAGCCUCUGACGCCUGUGAUCGUCCCUUCUGAGGUCGGCGGCGGCGUGUUCGUCAAGACAGACUGGGCCACAUCUGGGUCUGUGGGCGUCAUCAUGUACGACAUUAAGAAGGAGGGUUCAGGGGAAACCAAGAGGCUCGCCGUCAUGUACUCUGUGCCUUACAGCUACGUUACCUCUUCCAACUGGUUCGCAGUGGGAAUCUUUGACCGAUACACACCGUGUAAUCAACACCUGUUUAACAAGAUGUAUUACGAUUCUGGCCCAUUUACCAGAGGCAAAGCCAGCAAUGGGCAAAUCACUUACAAAAGCGAUGGUAUAACUCUGAAAGCCACCAUGUCCGAUGAGUACACGCCUACUAUCAAGCUGCAGAUAUUCGACUGAGUCCAGUUUGGUCAUUUUUGGGUGAUUUUUAGGUGAUUUUUAGGUGGU